UCGACAUUCGUGAUUUCAUAUCUAAAAAAGGCGCCAAAAUUCUCCCCCCUAAUACUUCCCUUUCUACUUCAUAAACCCUAAAUUUCCUCUCUGUCGCAAUUCGCACAAUUGAACCAUGAAGCGUCAACAAUCUAUACUAUCAUUCCUCCAGAAACGUCCACCGGUGCCUGAAAAUGAACAACCGGUUACCGGCGGAGCUCCGAUCAGCUACACGGCGGCGGUUUCUAACGAAAAACUUACACCUAGAACUUUAUUCGCAUCUAAUCGGUCUAGUAUUCACUCUUUUGCGGUCGAAACAUCCGACGAAAUCAGAGGAACGGAUACUCCGCCGGAGAAAGAGCAACGGCCGUUUUUUCCGUUGAAGUCGGUUGCCGCCGGUGAAGAUGACGGAGCUAACCGGAGCGGACAGUCUAUGUUUUCGAGUAUUAAGCAUAAGUUUAUGAAACCUAACAGUGCUGAGAAGCUUCGUGAUAGGAACUUGUCAGAUGGCAGUAACGAUAGUGUUAACUUGACAUCUAACAAAUAUAGUUGCUCAAAUGGAAGAGAUAAGGAUAGUUCAUUUCCAGUUUUUCCAAAAAUGGAAAAUGUUAUUGAUGUAGAGGAAACUGUUUGUAAAGGUAAUAAAGGAUAUCCAUUCGUUAUAGAAAGUGAGGGCGAUAUAACGGGGCCGGAAACACCAGGAACACAACCAUUGGUUUCACGUUUGAAGCGAGUUCAAGAAGAUAGUUGUAACCUGGGGUCUAGUACCACUGCUACUGCUAAUUUCUCAAUGGGAAAUAUCAAAAGAGAAACACCAGGAACACAACCAUUGGUCCCACGUGUGAAGCGAGUUCAAGAAGAUAGUUGUAACUUAGGGUCUACUGCUACCGAUACGACUAAUUUUUUUAUGGGAAAUAGCAAACGAGUGAAAUUUUCUCAUGAUAUACUGGCGGAAAAUAAGAAAGAUGAUGUGGCGUCUGAAAUGGCUAGUAAGUUUGAGUGGCUUCAUCCCUCCAAAAUUAAAGAUGCUAAUGGAAGAAGGCCAGACAAUCCUCUUUAUGAUAAGAGAACACUUUAUAUACCGCCUGAUGUUUUCAAGAAGAUGUCAGCAUCUCAGAAACAAUAUUGGAGUGUCAAAAGUCAGUACAUGGAUGUUCUUAUUUUCUUCAAAGUGGGAAAGUUCUAUGAGCUUUAUGAACUAGAUGCUGAAAUCGGACAUAAAGAGCUUGAUUGGAAAAUAACAAUGAGUGGUGUUGGAAAGUGCCGACAGGUUGGUAUCACCGAGCAUGCAAUUGAUGAUGCUAUUGAAAAGCUUCUUGCUCGUAUGUAUAAAGUUGGGAGAGUUGAGCAGUUGGAAACAGCAGAUCAAGCAAAAUCAAGAGGCAAUUCUUCUGUAAUUCAAAGAAAAUUGGUACAGGUGCUUACACCAUCAACGUUGAUUCAUGGUAAUAUUGGGCCUCAAGCUGUUCACCUUCUUUCUCUAAAGGAGGGUACACGUGAUCCUGCUGACGGUACAACUGCAUUUGGAUUUGCCUUUGUCGACUGUGCCUCUUUACAGUUCUGGAUUGGAUCCGUCACUGAUGAUGCUUCCUGUGCGGCUUUAGGGGCUUUAUUGAUGCAGGUGUCACCUGCAGAAGUUAUUUAUGAAAGUCAAGGGUUGUCUAAAGAGACUCAGAAAGCCCUUAACAAAUAUUCAAUGAUGGGUUCUGCUGUCUCACAAUUGACUCCAGCCCAACCUUUCACUGACUUUGUUGAUUCUUCUGAAGUUCGAAACGUUUUCCAAUUGAAUGGGUACUUUAAAGGUUCCUCCAAUGUGUGGGACCGUGCACUUGAUGAAGUGGUUCACCAGGAUAUUGCAUUAUACGCUCUUGGUGGACUUACAAAUCAUUUAUCCAGGUUAAAGUUAGAUGAUGCAUUACGAAAUGGAAGUAUUCAUCCCUAUGAAGUCUACAGAGGAUGCCUUAGAAUGGACGGGCAGACAAUGGCUAAUCUUGAAAUAUUCAGUAAUAAUGCAGAUGGUGGAACAUCAGGAACACUGUACAAAUAUCUGGACAACUGUGUGACAUUAUCCGGUAAAGGGCUCUUAAGGAGGUGGAUAUGUCAUCCACUGAAAGAGGUAGAGGAUAUUAACCGAAGGCUUAACGUGGUUGAAGAACUGAUGGGACAUGUAGAGAUAACAGCUCUAAUUGCACAAUAUCUUAAAAAGCUUCCACACUUGGAGAGAUUUCUUGGACAAAUUAAAGCUACUUUAAAGUCAUCUGCUUUACUCUUAUUGCCCUUGAUUGGCAACAAAAUAUUGAAGCAACGAGUGAAAGCAUUUGGAUCGCUUGUUAAAGGUCUUCGUGUUGGACUGGACUUAUUAAUGCUUUUACAAAAAGAAGAUAGUGUGUUUUCGCUAUUCUCAAAAAUAUUUAGUCUUCCAAUGCUAAGUGGGACUGAUGGUCUUGAUAAGUUUCUUACCCAAUUCGAAGCAGCUAUUGACAGUGAUUUCCCAAAUUAUCAGGCACAUGAACUUAAGGACUCUGAUGCUGAAAUACUAUCAAUUCUCAUCGAGUUAUUCAUGGAGAAAGCUAACGAAUGGUCUCAAGUUAUCUUUGCUUUAAGCUGUAUCGACGUGCUUAGAUCUUUUGCCAUUACUGCAAACUUCUCAUGCAUGCCCAUGUCUAGGCCCGUUAUAGUAUCAAGGUCAAACUCAUCGGGUUUUAGUCAACGCUCCGCGGGGCCCACCCUUCAUAUGAGGGGAUUAUGGCAUCCCUAUGCGCUUGGAGAGAGUGGUGGAACGCCGGUUCCUAAUGACUUGUGUCUUGGAGAUAAUGAAUUUGGAUAUAGUCCUCGUACUUUGCUGUUGACUGGACCGAAUAUGGGCGGAAAGUCAACUCUUCUUCGUGCUACUUGUUUAGCUGUUAUUCUUGCUCAGUUGGGCUGCUAUGUACCUUGUGAAACGUGUGUUCUGUCACCUGUGGAUAUUAUUUUCACACGUCUUGGUGCUACUGAUCGUAUAAUGACCGGUGAAAGUACCUUUCUCAUCGAAUGUACAGAGACAGCAUCAGUUUUGCAAAACGCAUCUCAAGAUUCUCUUGUUAUUCUUGAUGAACUGGGCCGAGGAACAAGCACUUUCGAUGGAUAUGCUAUCGCUUAUGCUGUGUUUCGUCAUCUUGUCGAUAAAGUGAACUGCCGAUUACUAUUCGCAACACAUUACCAUCCGCUCACAAAAGAAUUCGCCACCCACCCACACGUUACAUUACAACACAUGGCAUGCACAUUCAAACCCGUAUCCGAUAACUCAUCAUCAACCGACCAACGGUUAGUUUUUCUUUACCGCUUAGCUGCUGGUGCUUGCCCAAAAAGCUACGGUAUGCAAGUGGCGUUGAUGGCGGGAAUCCCAAAAAAGGUGGUGGAAGCCGCCACAAAGGCGGCGGAAGUUAUGAAAACGAAGAUUGGAGUGAGUUUCCGGUCAAGUGAACGGCGGGCGGAGUUUUCGACUUUGCAUGAAGAUUGGUUGAAAACUAUAUUAACUGUUUCGAAAGCUGAUGAAGAUGGUGAUGAUGAUGAUGUGUUUGAUACAUUGUUUUGUUUGUGGCAUGAGCUUAAAUGCUCAAAUCAAAAGCUCUGAGGCAAGUAAAUAGUCAAUUCUAGUCAAAGUUAUGUUACAAGCAAAUAGUCUCAUGAGUUGACUUGCUAUUUUGAGAUAUUUUGUUUAUAAUGAGAAGUUAUAAUUACUUAUUAUUGUAGUAA
Helianthus annuus (common sunflower) is the source of this 3714-nucleotide messenger RNA. RefSeq names its product DNA mismatch repair protein MSH7. The record is from RefSeq and is a predicted model, not a curated record. The transcript has 17 exons. Lineage: Eukaryota; Viridiplantae; Streptophyta; Magnoliopsida; Asterales; Asteraceae. Gene Ontology annotation, biological process: mismatch repair. Gene Ontology annotation, molecular function: mismatched DNA binding; ATP binding; ATP-dependent DNA damage sensor activity. Gene Ontology annotation, cellular component: MutSalpha complex; nucleus. Bases 116 to 3592 code for a protein of 1158 amino acids.